UCAGCCAUUCGCAUUAUCAUAUCGGGGUUUUUAUACGCCUUUCCGCCUGUUUUCUGUUAUUGUUGUUGGAAACCAGUUUUUGCUUUUGUUGUUGCUUCUGUUCCGCUUAAGAGCAUAGUUAGUUAGUUGCACCUACUAACAAGCGUCGAUAUAAGAUUACCAUACACACACACACACACCGUAAAGGAGGGCACGUCGCCGCCGUCGUCGUCUUUGUUUGCCAUCACCACGACUAAAAAACGCUGCCUUAUCUCUUAUCGGAAACAUUUAUUUAGUCGUCCCCGUCCCGUCCCGGCAUCUUACCCCUUCCGAUUCCAACAUCUAGCAUGUCAAUUGAAUAACAUACACACUUAUAUAUAGGCAGUGCCAAAGUCAACAGUCAAUAUACAUAGAGAGUUUCAAGAUCGUGUCAAAAUAAUUCCUAAUACUAUGUCAUCUGUGGAACAAGUGGUGGAGGGAGGAGGUGUGGAAGGCCCCUUUGUGGGCGCCAUUGAUGAUGGCACCACAUCGGCACGUUUCAUUAUAUUCCGAGCUGGAACCGAUGACAUUGUCUGCUAUCAUCAGAUUGAAAUCCCAUCGAUAUUUGCCAAAGAGGGAUGGUGCGAACAGGAUCCCAAGGUGAUAGUCUCCACGGUCAAUGAGUGCAUUGUAGGAGCCUGCAAGAAACUCAAACAAUUGGGUGGACAAGUCAAGGAUAUUGUGGCUGUUGGUAUUACCAAUCAACGGGAAUCAACUGUUGUCUGGGAUCGAAAUACCGGCGAAACUUUGGCCAAUGCCAUCAUUUGGCUGGACAAUCGGACCACAAGCACCGUGGAGGAACUGCUGGAGACGAUACCAAAUAAUGCGAGAAAUAUUAACUAUUUACGUCCGCUCUGCGGAUUGCCCCUCUCGCCGUAUUUCUCCGGUGUAAAGCUACGGUGGCUACGUGAUAAUGUGCCCACAGUGCGCAAGGCCAUGGAAAGCGGCGAUGCCAUGUUCGGGACCAUUGACACUUGGCUCAUGUACAAUCUGACGGGCGCCCAGAAUGGUGGCGUCCAUAAGACAGAUGUUACCAACGCCUCGCGCACCAUGCUAAUGAACAUCGAGACAUUGCAAUGGGAUGACAAUUUGCUAAAGUUCUUUGGUCUGCCACGCAAAAUACUGCCCGAGAUAUGCUCCAGUGCCGAGCAUUUUGGUGAUAUAUUCGAUGGUGUGCUCAAGGGUGUACCCAUAACAGCUGAUCUGGGGGAUCAGCAGGCAGCUCUGGUGGGUCAACAAUGUUUGGCCAAGGGCCAGGCGAAAGCCACCUAUGGAACGGGCUGUUUUCUACUCUACAAUACGGGACCCUCGAUUGUUCAUUCUCAGCAUGGCCUUUUGACCACGGUGGGCUAUCAAUUGGGUCGCAAGUCAGCACCCUACUAUGCAUUGGAGGGAAGUGUUUCCAUAGCUGGCGCUGCAUUUAAUUGGCUCAAGGAUAAUAUUGGCCUCAUCCAGAAUUGGGGACAAAUCGAGCCCAUGGCCCAGACGGUGGACAAUUCGUUGGAUGUGUACUUUGUGCCAGCUUUUAAUGGUCUAUAUGCCCCAUACUGGAAUCAGGAUGCACGCGGUGUCAUCUGUGGCCUCAGCGAGGAGACAACCAGCGAGCAUAUUGUCCGUGCCACCUUGGAGGCAGUGUGCUUCCAGGUGCGCGAUAUUCUUGAUUCCAUGCACAAGGAUUGCAAAAUUCCAUUGGCCAAGCUGAUGGUGGACGGUGGUAUGACAGUGAAUCAAUUGUUCCUUCAACUGCAAUCCGAUUUGGUGGGCAUUCAUGUACUACGGGCCAAAAUAUCGGAAACCACGGCUCUGGGCGCUGCCAUGGCCGCAUAUAAGGUGGUCGAGCCACGUUUCAACAUGGAGGCUCCAUUAUCCAAAUCUGGCCCAAGGGAACCAAUAACACCCACAAUUAAUAGCCAUGAACGUGAUUUACGUUAUAAGAAAUGGAAAAUGGCCAUCGAACGCUCUUUAAAUUGGGAGACUUCUACAUUGGCCCAGGGCGAACGUGAAGCCUUUGAUGGUGCCUAAGAGAAUCCUCAUGCAAAGAGGGCAGCGGCAACUAACCAUGGCAAUUCGAGUAUUUUAAAUACUUCAAGAAUAUAUAUACCUAUAUACCAUAUAUAGAAUGAUACUUAUAUGUGUAUAUUUUGUUUACGCUUCUUCUCCUUAUAUUUUUGUUUUAUGUUUACCAUGUUAUAUCCAAGCAAAUAAAAAAUUUGUAUUUUUGGGAA
Drosophila willistoni is the source of this 2243-nucleotide messenger RNA. RefSeq names its product glycerol kinase (gene Gk1). The record is from RefSeq and is a predicted model, not a curated record. The coding region runs from base 430 to 2040 and encodes 536 amino acids. Gene Ontology annotation, molecular function: glycerol kinase activity. Gene Ontology annotation, biological process: glycerol metabolic process; glycerol-3-phosphate biosynthetic process; triglyceride metabolic process. Gene Ontology annotation, cellular component: mitochondrion. The transcript has 3 exons. NCBI's taxonomy places the organism in Eukaryota, Metazoa, Arthropoda, Insecta, Diptera, Drosophilidae.